GUCUGUAUAUGGCAGGCGUAGUAAUUACAAUAGUAGCAAUCAACCUUGAUGCGCAGAAUUGUGCACCCGUUUGAAUGUUCAACGUUCAACAUUCAACAUCAUUAGCUACUCUAUGGUAACUUCUUUCACGGCCCUUCAACCCAUUCCGUUCUAUCUCGCUAUAACGCCUAUCGGAUGGUGGGAAGGGUCGAUUACAAAGACAAGCGGUCAGACGGGAUAAUUAUAGCUUCACCAUCGCAGGUUCCCUUGCAUGGGUCGUAGGAACUCGGAGAGCAUCUGAGUGGUUCCCUUGAGCAGUUCCCGUGCGACGCCGCACCAUUACAGAGUGAUGCCUGGCCGGUGUCGGGAUUCCAAUUGACAACUUUAGCAAUGGUCUUCGUCAGUGAGGACAUGCUAUGUAUAUAAAGCUAAAGAUGAUGGCCUCCAUCCCUCACUAUCCUCUCAACCAUGUUCCGCAGUGCCAUUCGUACUUCUCUCUCUAAGCCUCAAGUCGCUUCUCAACGAUUCUCUUCCGGGGGUUCCAGAGGUCUUAAGAUUCUUGCGAUCCUCUACCGCGGCGGUGACGCGGCAAAGCAAGAACCCCGUUUACUUGGAACUGUUGAGAACGAACUUGGACUUCGUUCAUGGUUGGAAUCGCAGGGCCAUGAAUACAUCGUCAGUGAUGAUAAAGAAGGCCCGAACAGCGUCUUCCAGAAACAGAUUCAAGAUGCCGACAUUCUGAUCACCACACCUUUCCAUCCGGGCUAUGUUACACCUGAAGUGUUCAACAAGGCGAAGAACUUGAAAGUUUGCGUCACGGCUGGUGUCGGCUCAGAUCACAUCAAUCUCAAUACGGCCAUUGACAAGAAGGUCCAAGUACUUGAAGUCACUGGUUCGAAUGUAACUUCCGUUGCGGAGCACGUUGUCAUGAACAUGCUUUUGCUCGUCAGGAACUUCGUUCCUGCACAUGAGAUGAUCGAGCGUGGCGACUGGGACGUUUCUCAGGUUGCUCGUAACGCGUUUGACCUUGAAGGCAAAGUUAUUGGAACGAUCGGUGCCGGUCGUAUCGGGCACCGCGUGCUUCAACGUGUGCUUCCCUUCAACCCGAAAGAGCUCGUGUAUUAUGACUACAACCCUCUUCCCGAAGAGGCGGCUAAGGCCGUUGGAGCCCGCCGUAUUGACACCGUAGAGGAACUCGUUUCCCAAUGUGAUGUCGUUACCGUCAACUGUCCAUUGCACGAGGGCACUCGUGGACUUAUCAACGCUGACCUCCUCAAGAAGUUCAAACCCGGUGCUUGGCUCGUAAACACUGCUCGUGGUGCAAUUUGUGACAAGUUUGCUGUCGCUGAUGCACUUAAGAGCGGUCAACUUCGUGGCUACGCUGGUGACGUGUGGGACGUCCAACCCGCACCUAAGGACCACCCUUGGAGGGCCAUGAAAAACCCUCUCGGUGGUGGAAACGGCAUGGUUCCUCACUACUCUGGUACCACUUUGGAUGCUCAGCAGAGAUACGCUGCUGGUACCAAGUCCAUCCUUGAGAAGUACUUCCAGGGUAAGGAACAAGAGCCCGCCAACGUCAUCGUUGGCAUCGGCAAGUGGGCAACUAAGGCUUAUGGUCAACGCUAAGUACAGAGUCCGAUCAUGUUGUCAGUUAGACGGGACCCCUUCUCAUCUUUUGUAAUCUUGUACCAUCCAUUUCAUGUACUCUAAGUCUGUUACAAUUGCAGCUGUAACUCGUAUCCAUCAUGAAACGAAGGUAGACCCAAAGCGCCUGGGAGCGAUCAGUACAAUUAUACAGU
Molecule: messenger RNA, 1778 nt
Organism: Somion occarium
Lineage: Eukaryota; Fungi; Basidiomycota; Agaricomycetes; Polyporales; Cerrenaceae
Source: the annotation of a GenBank genome assembly